Naegleria fowleri is the source of this 285-nucleotide messenger RNA. RefSeq lists its product as uncharacterized. The transcript is spliced from 2 exons. NCBI's taxonomy places the organism in Eukaryota, Heterolobosea, Eutetramitea, Acrasida, Naegleriidae. The record is from RefSeq and is a predicted model, not a curated record. The coding region runs from base 1 to 285 and encodes 94 amino acids.
AUGUGGGACAGACCAAGAGAAACCGGAGUACAUCUAGACUCCAAGAUUGAAGCUUUUGCUAAUUAUCGUGAUAACCUCCAUAGAAAUUUCAAGUUUACACCAAAGAAUACUUUUUAUGCCAUCUUUUUCAUGGGAGUUCUUCCAUACUUUUUCUUUACUAAAGUCAAACAGGAUGCUAUGAAAAGACAAGCAGUGAAUGGAAGCAAUUUUCCAAUGAUGAGCACAACCUUCAGCGGUGAAAAAGAUGAGGAGAAGGUGCUCGAAGCCUACAAAAAGAUUCACUAA